Messenger RNA from Spea bombifrons (plains spadefoot toad), 948 nucleotides. RefSeq names its product cysteine rich DPF motif domain containing 1 (gene CDPF1). Bases 269 to 607 code for a protein of 112 amino acids. Lineage: Eukaryota; Metazoa; Chordata; Amphibia; Anura; Pelobatidae. The transcript is spliced from 4 exons. The record is from RefSeq and is a predicted model, not a curated record.
UAUAUAAUGUUACUGUUUUGAUGCAACACGUAGCUGCGGUAUCCCUCCACGCAGACUACGCAAACCAAUGAGAGUAUCACUCCGCGACCGAGGGAUUACUACCGCCGCCAUGUUUGUUCCUGGCAAGAUACUGAAAAUCGUGGAUCGCUUUGGAAUGGUUAUAAUAGUUUGGGUUAAAAAAGCAGCGGAAUAGGUCACGGGGGCGUUUCGGAGUUUAUCAAGGUAUUUCCGCACACAGGAUUCCUCACGGUACCGGUUCGGCUACAGAAUGGAUGAUUCCCCCCAACCAAAGGGAAUAUUUGAAUGUGAACUUUGCAGGUUAUGCAUCCCGUACACGUACUUUGGACAGAAGCCGCCUAAUACACGUUCGGUGAUACUCUUGGAAGAAUGUUUUGUAACGAAAGAUCCUUUCACACCAGACAAAGAGAAAUUCCUGAUCCUCGGCUCCCACUGUAGUUUGUGCAAGCAGGUGGUGUGCGUCGGCACGGAAUGCAGUCUGUUUUACUCCAAACGGUUCUGCCUGCCCUGCGUCAUCAAACACAAAGGCGAAUUCCCCCAAGAGAUCCAGCUGGACGUAGAAAAGCGGAAAGCCCAGCCAAAAUCCUAACACCGGUGAAGAAUGAACAGUUUACAACCCAGAGACGUGUAUAUUAAACAGCUGACACAGAGUAACAGGGAGUGUUGGAUUUUUAUGGCGGAUCGUCACACAUAAAACACGAUGGUGGAAUUCCUCGCUUCUGAACAUCUAAGAAGACCAGAGAGAUCCAGCAGAGGAUAGUUUCUGAAUUUCCACUCUAGGCAGAAGUUUUAUUAAUUAUUUUAUUAGUUAUUUGUAUUUAUCAACAUGCAUGUUGUGCCUUUAUCAUCUGUAACAUCUUCAACAAAAUAUAAAUAACCCACAGUAACUCGAUAGGGGCAAAAAAUAAAAGUAUAUUUUCUGAAGAAAAA